Molecule: messenger RNA, 1193 nt
Organism: Nematostella vectensis (starlet sea anemone)
Lineage: Eukaryota; Metazoa; Cnidaria; Anthozoa; Actiniaria; Edwardsiidae
Product: ubiquitin-conjugating enzyme E2 L3
Exons: 5
Coding region: 22-570 (182 amino acids)
Source: RefSeq, a predicted model, not a curated record
CCCCUCUUUUAAGACAAAGACAUGUGUAAGUACGAGAGACUGGUACCGACAAGGGCGGACGUGGAUAAGCGCCCAUGGCAUUGUGGUCUUAAGCUUUCCUGUGUCAUGGCGGCCACAAAGAGACUUGGCAAAGAACUUGAUGAGCUCAGAAAAAGCGGUACUAAGACAUUUCGCGAUGUAAAGGUUGAUGAAUCUAAUAUAUUGUACUGGCAAGGGCUGAUUGUACCGGAAAUGCCUCCUUACAAUAAAGGAGCAUUUAGGAUAGAGAUCUGCUUUCCUGCAGAGUACCCAUUUAAACCCCCAAAGAUCACCUUCAAGACUAAGAUCUACCAUCCCAACAUAGAUGAAAAAGGUCAAGUCUGUCUGCCUAUUAUUAGUCCAGAGAACUGGAAGCCUGCUACAAAAACAGAACAAGUCAUUCAAGCUCUCCUUGCAUUGGUCCAUGACCCAGAGCCAGAACACCCCCUGCGUGCUGACCUUGCAGAAGAAUACUCUAAGGACAAAAAAAAGUUCAUGAAAAAUGCAGAGGACUGCACAAAGAAGUAUGGAGAGAAACGUCCUGCUGACUAACAACAGAACAAUUGUAAUAUUUUUCACUUCGAAUUACUUUUAAAUGUGCUUGUACAUUACGACCAAUAAGCACAUGGAUUGUCUGUUAUUUUGAUGUCAAACUGAUAUCAUUUCUGAUGACAAUAAGUAGAUUUAUUUGGUAGUUCUUUAGUAGUCCACCCUAGGUAGUAGCAUAUGUGUAAUUUUAACCUUCUCCCACCAUCUGAUUGUUAUAAUAAGUGCUUUGGUUUGUUAUCAGGUAUGUUUUUUGAGGGUAUUUUUCUUGUUGUCUGAGGCUAGGGAUGUAAAAGGUCAUCCUUUACUUUGUCAUCAUUAAGUUUUGCAAUAUAUAGUUAGAUAUACAGCACUCUGCCUUUAUGAUUUCGUUUGACAGAAAAAUUGAGAGAAUCGGACAAGCUUUCCAAGACUCUUUUUAGGCCAAGACAAUGACACACUUAAAUCCCCUACAUUAGUAGGCCACAUUAGAACUGUAUUUACCUAUUAUAACUUCCUUAUGAACACACAUUCUCACACAUUUUGUAUUAGCAGGACUAAACAAAUUUUUUUGGCUUUUAGUUUGAUUUCAAUCAUCAAGAUUGUUAAUAUUUAUACCAUGAAAAACAAUAUUAAACCAUGUUUCUGUA